Euleptes europaea (tarantolino) is the source of this 2301-nucleotide messenger RNA. It is a transcript of the gene GIT2, whose product is annotated as GIT ArfGAP 2. Gene Ontology annotation, biological process: regulation of ARF protein signal transduction; brain development. The transcript is spliced from 20 exons. Lineage: Eukaryota; Metazoa; Chordata; Lepidosauria; Squamata; Sphaerodactylidae. The record is from RefSeq and is a predicted model, not a curated record. Gene Ontology annotation, molecular function: GTPase activator activity; protein binding. The coding region runs from base 17 to 2290 and encodes 757 amino acids.
CGGGCCCUGCGCGGCCAUGUCCAAGCGGCUGCGGAGCAGCGAGGUCUGCGCGGACUGCAGCGCUCCGGACCCGUGCUGGGCAUCCAUCAACCGGGGGGUCUUGAUCUGCGAUGAGUGCUGCAGCGUCCACCGGAGCCUGGGCCGCCACAUCUCCCAAGUCAAGCACCUCAAGCACACGCCGUGGCCCCCGACGUUGCUGCAGAUGGUGGAGACCUUGUACAAUAACGGCGCCAACUCCAUCUGGGAGCAUUCGUUGCUGGAUCCUGCAUCGGUCAUGAGCGGAAGGCGCAAAGCAAACCCCCAGGACAAAGUGCACCCUAACAAAGCAGAGUUCAUCCGAGCGAAAUACCAGAUGUUGGCCUUCGUUCAUCGCUUGCCAUGUCGGGACGACGACAGUGUCACCGCCAAAGACCUGAGUAAGCAACUGCAUUCCAGCGUGAGGACUGGGAACCUGGAGACGUGUUUGCGGCUGCUCUCUCUGGGAGCUCAGGCCAACUUUUUCAACCCGGAGAAAGGGAACACCCCGCUUCAUGUGGCUGCCAAAACCGGUCAGAUUUUACAAGCUGAGUUGCUGGCUGUGUACGGGGCGGAUCCUGGCACGCAAGACUCCAGCGGGAAGACUCCCGUUGACUAUGCAAAGCAAGGUGGGUAUCAUGAACUGGCAGAACGCCUGGUGGAAAUCCAGUACGAGCUGACUGACCGGCUGGCGUUCUACCUUUGUGGCCGAAGACCUGAUCACAAAAGUGGGCAGCAUUUCAUUAUACCUCAGAUGGCAGACAGCAGUUUAGAUUUGUCUGAACUCGCCAAAGCAGCAAAAAAGAAGCUUCAGUCGCUGAGCAACCACUUGUUCGAGGAGCUUGCCAUGGACGUCUAUGACGAGGUGGACAGGCGGGAGACAGACGCAGUUUGGCUUGCCACUCAGAACCACAGCACGCUGGUAACCGAGACGACGGUGGUCCCCUUUCUCCCAGUAAAUCCGGAGUAUUCCUCCACAAGGAACCAGGGGAGGCAGAAGCUGGCCCGCUUCAAUGCCCAUGAGUUCGCGACCCUCGUCAUCGACAUCCUGGGGGAUGCCAAGCGGAGGCAGCAGGGGAACCCUGUUCCGAGUUCCAAAGAAAACGUCGAACUCAUCCUGAAGUCGAUCAGCAGCCAGCACAGCACAGAGAGUCAGGAGAACGAUCAGCCCGACUAUGACAGCGUUGCGUCCGACGAGGAGGUGGAUCUCGGCAUGAGCGUGGCCAAGAUGGCUCGCCAAAAGAGCCUGGACUCGGACUUAUCCGAUGGGCCGGUCACGGCACAGGAAUACCUGCAGGUUAAAAAUGCCCUGGUGGCUUCGGAGGCGAAAAUCCAGCAGUUACUGAAGGUGAACGUCAACUUGAGCGAUGAGCUGAGGAUCAUGCAGAAGAAGCUUCAGACCCUGCAGAGUGAGAAUUCGACCCUCCGAAGGCAGGCCACGACCAGUGCCUACCAGGCUCAAACUAGUCCUGAAUACGUAGACCCCAGCAGCCACGCCUCCUUGAAGCGCCGGCCCUCUGCGCGUAGCAGCCGGCCCAUGUCGAUGUACGAGACGGGAUCGGGCCAGAAGCCCUACCUGCCCCUGGCCGAGGUCUCGUACCCCGAAGAGCACGUCACCGCGCGGCUGCAGCCUUUCCCGCCCCAUAUUGGGAGGAGUAGGCUGGUGACCACCACCUCUUCAUCCAUGCCCUCCUUCCCCUCCAUGCUUUCCUGGUCAAGAGACGAAAGCACACGAAGGGCCUCCAAACUGGACAAACAGAGCAGUGUGCCCGAGGGCGACUACGACAACACCAUCCCUGGGCUGGAGCUGGACGAGACGGGGCCCUCCAGGAAAGCUCGGCAGCGAAGCGCCCUCUGGCAUGGGGAAGGGCCCACCCCUGAGAGCAAGGACCCUGACGCCAGCCUGCCCAGUACAGAGGACGUCAUCCAGAAAACGGAGCAGAUCACCAAGAACAUCCAGGAGCUUCUCAGGGCAGCCCAGGAGAACAAACACGACAGUUACAUCCCCUGCUCGGAAAGAAUCCACGUGGCAGUGACGGAGAUGGCCGACCUCUUUUCAAAAAAACCCAAGUCCGAGCUGGUGCGGCCCUCCCUGCGCCUGCUGACUGCCAGUGCCUACCGCCUGCAUUCUGAGUGCAAGAAGGCGCUGCCUCCGGAGUCCUGCCCGACGGCCGACAUCCAGCUGGUCACCCAGCAGGUGAUCCAGUGCGCCUACGACAUUGCCAAGGCCGCCAAGCAGCUGGUCACCAUCACCACCAAAGAGAACAACAACUGAGGCAGGAGGCG